AUGAAAAAAGACAAAACACAAAAUGUAGUACAUAAAACAGAUACAUUAUUUAUUCCAAAAGUAAAAAACAAAGAGCUGAAGCUACACCUCUUUUACCUUUCGCUUAUAUUCGCAUCUUUUGUUGCAGUGAUUGUGGUGUAUGUUCAUCUAAUGCCGGGAUUAAGUAUAGAAAGUAAGGAGAAAUUGAAAACCCUAAUUCCCCAAAAUUUUAAAGAUUUAAUAACAUUAAAUAACAGAGAAAAAGUAAAAAAUUUAUAUGACUCACUAAUUUCAUAUAAAAAUGAACAUGGUUUUAUACUGCUAAUAUUGCUAACAAUAAUAUAUAUUUUCUAUCAAGCAUUUCCAUUGUUUUUAUGGUGGAUGACAGGGACAGGUACCAUUAUAACUAUAUUGAUAGGGGCAUUUUACAAUUAUGCAUUUUCAAUCUUUUAUUGUUCCAUAUUAUCAACAAUUUCUCCUCUUGUUACAUAUUUUAUUUUUAAAAACUACGGAAGGACAGUAAUAGAAUAUUUUUUUAAAAAAUCGCUUGUCAACUUUAAUGAACAAAUAAAGAAGAGAGUUAAAAGUAAGUUCGAUUUGUUUUUCUAUUUAGCAAUUUUAAGAUUAACUCCUGUAUUCCCAAAUGCUUUAAUAAAUAUUAUGGUGGCGUCUCUAUCUCUCCCGGCGAUUCCAUUCAUGUGUGCUACAUACAUAGGACUCAUUCCCAAUACAAUCAUAUUAGUAUCCGUUGGUCAGGCCAUAAGUAUGCUUUCGGCAGUUGAUGUGAAACAACAGUUCUAUAUCCCUAUAACAUUUAUAGUUUUGUUAUUCCUCUUCCAGACGAUAGUCAAAUAUAAGUAUAGGGGAAUUGCAUUAUAG
This is a messenger RNA of Plasmodium gonderi, 858 nucleotides long. RefSeq names its product SNARE associated Golgi protein. Bases 1 to 858 code for a protein of 285 amino acids. Lineage: Eukaryota; Apicomplexa; Aconoidasida; Haemosporida; Plasmodiidae. The record is from RefSeq and is a predicted model, not a curated record. The transcript is spliced from 3 exons.